CAGGCCAGACAGACAGAUAGACCAGGAUGGAUUGCUGGGAGCUCCUGCUGGUAGCCUGGAUCACCUGCUUCUUCAGUCUGCCCAGUGAUGGCUUACAAAGGAUUGCCCUCAAGAAAAUGAUGACAGUCAAAGAGAGCAUGAAGAUGAGGGGCCAGCACUUGGAGUACUUGGAUAUGGCAGAGAACUCCUUGCAUGAUGUAGUGUCCCCUAUUGUUCUCACCAAUUAUGAGGAUACCCAGUAUUAUGGUGAGAUCAGUAUUGGCAGUCCACCCCAAAAGUUCAAAGUCGUUUUUGACACUGGCUCUUCUGACUUUUGGGUACCCUCCAGCCAAUGUGACCCACUCUACACAGCCUGUGAGUUACACAAGCGAUAUGAUUCCUCAAAAUCUUCUACUUACAAAUCGAAUGGGUCUGAAUUCACCAUCCAUUAUGCAUCAGGUCGGGUCAAGGGCUUCCUGAGCCAGGAUAUAGUGACUAUUGGUGGAAUCAAGGUGACUCAGUUAUUUGGUGAAGUCACAGCACUGCCCCUGAUACCCUUUGGAUUGGCCUGGUUCGAUGGAGUCCUGGGCCUGGGCUACCCUAAGCGGUCAAUGAGCGGAAUCACUCCUGUCUUUGACAACAUAAUGGCCCAAGGGGUGCUGAAGAAAGAUGUCUUCUCUAUCUACUACAGCAGGAAAUCCAAGAGUUCAGGGAAGAAUGGUGGAGAGCUGAUACUUGGAGGCAGUGACCCCAACUAUUACCAAGGGACCUUUCACUACAUCAACACCAGCCGUCUACACUUCUGGCAGAUCCAGAUGCAAGGGGUGGCUGUCAAGUCUCAGGUGGUGUCCUGCGAGGCUGGCUGCGUUGCAGUUGUGGACACAGGAACAUCCUUCAUCACAGGCCCAUCCAAUUCCAUAGGGGCACUGAUGAAGGCAAUUGGAGCUAAGAAAGAUGGGCAUGAGUAUCUUGUAAAAUGUGACCAGAAAACCACACUCCCGGAUAUCUCUUUCAACUUUGAUGGCAAGGACUUCACACUCCAAGGUCCUGACUAUGUCUUAGAGGCUGAUAAACAGAGUGAUCCGAUGUGCCUGGUGGGCAUCCAUGGCCUGGAUGUCGCACCACCAACAGGACCUCUGUGGGUCCUGGGAGCAACCUUCAUCCGAAAGUUCUACAUUGAAUUUGACCGGCAAAACAAUCGCAUUGGUUUGGCCUUGGCAGCUUGACCCAUCUCUGCCCACAUCCCUGUUGGAUCCUGCUUUCUCCCUGUUGUGCUUCAAUCCUUGGGACUGGGGCAAGUCCCUCCAUCAAGCUCUCUAAUUCUGCAGACCAUUGUUAAUCUUCAGCUUUAAUUGAGAAUAGAAUAAAGUUUUAUUACUUAAA
This is a messenger RNA of Gracilinanus agilis (Agile Gracile Mouse Opossum), 1362 nucleotides long. Its product is annotated as renin-like. The record is from RefSeq and is a predicted model, not a curated record. The transcript has 10 exons. Gene Ontology annotation, molecular function: aspartic-type endopeptidase activity. Gene Ontology annotation, biological process: angiotensin maturation. Lineage: Eukaryota; Metazoa; Chordata; Mammalia; Didelphimorphia; Didelphidae. Bases 27 to 1205 code for a protein of 392 amino acids.